Molecule: messenger RNA, 2148 nt
Organism: Lucilia cuprina (Australian sheep blowfly)
Lineage: Eukaryota; Metazoa; Arthropoda; Insecta; Diptera; Calliphoridae
Exons: 4
Coding region: 10-2034 (674 amino acids)
Cellular component (GO): lysosome
Molecular function (GO): cysteine-type endopeptidase activity
Source: RefSeq, a predicted model, not a curated record
AUUAAAAAGAUGAAAUUGUUUAUAUUACUAUUGAGUUUUUGCUGUUUGGCUGCAGCCUUACAGGAGGCGCAAAUAAAGGAGCAGUGGUUAAGAUUCAAAAGCAAAUAUGGCAAAAAGUAUCGUAACGCUUUGGAGGAUAGCCAACGUUUUGUGAAGUUUAAGAAAAAUCUACUUAAAAUAAAGCAACACAACCAGCGUUAUGAGCAGGGCUUGGAAAGCUAUGAAAUGUCCCUGAAUCCUUUUACCGAUAUGGAUAUGAAAGAAGUGCAACAGACAUAUAUGGGAUUUAAAAUGCCGGAAAAUUCUCAAGAAUUAUUGCAAAAUGCUACUUUCUACCAACCUCCCUUAAAACAACGUUUUGGUUUACCUACUCAUGUGGAUUGGCGUGAUCGCGGUGCUAUAACUCCCGUCAAAGAUCAAAAGGCCUGUGGUUCCUGUUGGGCUUUUGCCAGUGUGGCGGCAUUGGAGGCUCAUUAUUAUAUAAAACACAAGGAGAAUAUUUUGCUAAGUGAACAAAACUUAGUGGAUUGUGUUACGGAGAAUUGGGGUUGUGAUGGUGGUUGGAUGAUACCCAGUUUUCAAUAUGUAACAAUAAAUAAUGGCAUUAAUCCAGAAUCAGUUUAUCCCUAUGAAGCCGUUGAUGGUGUCUGCCGUCACCAGUACAAUAAGGGUCCUAUAAAUAAGGCAUAUGUUGCUAUAAGUCCCGAUAAUGAAGAACACUUACAACUUGCUGUAGCUCUAAAUGGACCUGUUGCCGUAGCCAUUCAGGCAAAUAAUAAUUUUAUGAAUUAUAAAAGUGGUGUUUUCGACGAUCCCGAUUGUAGUAAAAUCGCUAAUCAUGCAGUUUUGGUGGUGGGUUAUGGCACAGAAAAUGGCAAGGAUUAUUGGUUGAUUAAGAAUUCAUGGAGUUCAUAUUGGGGUGACAAUGGUUAUAUUAAAAUGGCUCGUAAUAAGAAUAAUCAGUGUGCAAUUGCUAGGUAUGCUUCGUAUCCAGUUGUUAUUUUCAAAAGAAAAAUGCAGUUAAAAUUAUUAAUUUUAUUAUUAUUAAGUGUUUACUGCCUUGAGGCGACUUUAUUGGAAUCGUUUGUACAAAAACACUGGUCCGAUUUUAAACAUAAUUAUGGUAAAAAAUAUCGUAGCCGAGGGGAAAAUAAUAAAAGUUUUCAAAACUUUAAAAGAAAUUUGCAAAUAAUAAGUGAACAUAAUGAACGUUUUGUUCAAGGUUUAGAAACCUACAAAAUGUCAAUUAAUCCAUUUACCGAUAAGGAUUUACAAGAAAUGGAAACUUCCUAUAUGGGUCUUAAAAUAAGUGAAAGUUUUCGAUUAUUUAGUAAUAAACAAAUGUUUCUUAAUACGCCCCAAUACUCCGCCUCCAACAAUAAGAAAAAGAUACCACCUUUAGCUAAGGAUUGGCGUGAUGAGGGAGCCAUUAGCGCCGUCAAGGAUCAAGAGGCUUGUGGUUCUUGUUGGGCUUUUUCCAGUACUGGUGCCUUAGAGGCUAAAUAUUUCUUGAAAUACAAUAAAUCUAUAGUGCUAAGUGAACAAAAUCUAAUCGAUUGUGUUACAGAAAAUUGGGGCUGUGAAGGUGGUUGGAUGAUUCCCUGUUUUGAUUAUGUUCAUUAUAAUGAAGGCAUUAAUCCUGAAACACAAUAUCCUUAUGAAGCCAACAAUGGUGAAUGUCGAUUUAAUUCCAAUUUUAUAGCUGCUACUUGUACAGGCUAUCAGACUAUACGUCAAAAUGAUGAACAGCAUUUGUUGGAGGCUGUGGCCUCGGAGGGACCUGUUUCAGUUGCCAUUGCUGUUAACAGUAAAUUUAUGUUUUAUGAUGGUGGUAUUUAUGAUGAUGUCGACUGUUCACAAUUGGUUAAUCAUGCAGUUUUAGUAGUGGGUUAUGGUACCGAAAAUGGCCAAGACUAUUGGUUGGUAAAAAAUUCCUGGAGCUCACAAUGGGGUGAUGGGGGUUAUAUUAAAAUGGCGCGUAAUAAGAAUAACCAAUGUGCUAUAGCUAAAUAUGCCUCAUAUCCGGUGGUAUAAGAAUAUAUAUGUAAAUCAAAUAAAUAAAUUGUAUCAUAAAAGUCCUUUAUGGUUUUAUUUUGAAAAUAAACUAUAAUUUAGAUAUGAUUAAGUCUGAACAGUCUAUAGUCUACC